Messenger RNA from Cebus imitator (Panamanian white-faced capuchin), 1140 nucleotides. RefSeq names its product 60S ribosomal protein L13a-like. The coding region runs from base 1 to 1116 and encodes 371 amino acids. NCBI's taxonomy places the organism in Eukaryota, Metazoa, Chordata, Mammalia, Primates, Cebidae. The transcript has 6 exons. The record is from RefSeq and is a predicted model, not a curated record. Gene Ontology annotation, biological process: negative regulation of translation; translation. Gene Ontology annotation, cellular component: ribosome; cytosolic large ribosomal subunit. Gene Ontology annotation, molecular function: structural constituent of ribosome; mRNA binding.
AUGCCGGAGGCCGGGGUCCCGCACAUGAGGCCAGAGCCGUCCGAGUGUGGGUGCCUGGGAAUGCCGGUGCCAUUCAGUGUGACCGCUCAGCAGUGUAGCAGGGGUGGGGACCCCCGCUACGGCUCCCUGGAGUUUGAUUCUCACCUGGCUGAGAUUACGGAGCAACGUAGUGUCACUAGCCACGACUGCUCCGCGUCUGGCAGCACAAACGUUGCCCAGCUGGGUGUACGACAGUGCGGACCAGCUUCCGGCAGCACUACCAUCUCCGCGUGCACCAUUUCAACUGUACAUAUAGCCUACUCAACUUACGACCAAAUCGUGUUACGACCGGUCCGCGGUCCCGACCGUGGUCCAUGGCUCCAACCCUACCUGUCGGCUCAGGAGACACUGGGUUGGAAUUCCUGUGAUGCGUGCAAAGGACAUCAACAGCCUCUCAACACUUGCCAGUGGGGGCCAGGGAGUGGUGAUCCCUUGGAGCACAGGCUUUUCCGGGCGGCUCCGGAAGACGGCGGAGUGCAGGUCCUGGUGCUUGAUGGCCGAGGCCAUCUCCUGGGCCGCCUGGCAGCCAUCGCGGCUGAGCAGGUACUGCUGGGCCGGAAGGUGGCGGUCGUUCGCUGCGAGGGCAUCAACAUUUCUGGCAAUUUCUACAGAAACAAGUUGAAGUACCUGGAUUUCCUCCGCAAGCGGAUGAACACCAACCCUUCCCGAGGCCCCUACCACUUCCGGGCCCCCAGCCGCAUCUUCCGGCGGCCGGGGCGAGGCGUGCUGCCGCACAAGACCAAGCAAGGCCCGGCCGCCCCGCACCGCCUCAAGGUGUUUGACGGCAUCCCACCGCCCUACGACACCAUAGAGCGGGUGGUGGUUCCUGCGGCCCCCAAGGUGGUGCGUCUGAAGCCCACGAGGAAGUUUGCCUAUCUGGGGCGCCUGGCUCACGAGGUUGGCUGCAAGCACCAGGCAGUGAGAGCCACCCUGGAGGAGAAGAGGAAGGAGAAGGCCAAGAUCCGCUACGGGAAGAAGAAACAGCUCAUGAGGCUACGGAAACAAGCCGAGAAGAACGUGGAGAAGAAAACUGACAAAUACACAGAGGUCCUCAAGACGCAUGGACCCCUGGUCUGAGCCCAGUAAAGACUGUUAAUUCCU